Messenger RNA from Kluyveromyces lactis, 639 nucleotides. Its product is annotated as CAP domain-containing protein. Lineage: Eukaryota; Fungi; Ascomycota; Saccharomycetes; Saccharomycetales; Saccharomycetaceae. The record is from RefSeq and is a predicted model, not a curated record. Gene Ontology annotation, cellular component: extracellular region. The coding region runs from base 1 to 639 and encodes 212 amino acids. The transcript has a single exon.
AUGAAUCAGGUUUACUGGCUCAUAUUGGUGGUACUAAUCCACGCAAAAAUCUUGUGUCAUGCACAGGGUAUAACAGUGACAAAAUACAACACUGUUCGAAUAAUAAGAACGAAAACCGUCUCAACGACAACACAUUUCACAACUUCAAGAACAAUUGUUUACAGAACAGCCUCCGGCACCUUCACGGAACAAGUGUCCACAAAACCAACGGCCACGGACCCGGAUUUCAAAACGGAAAUCCUGGACGUGCACAACUCAUUACGCAAGAAACAUCAGGUUUCAUCGCUAGUUUGGGCUCCAGAACUUGCAUCUAGAGCACAAAAUUUCGCCAAUUCUUACGUAUGCAACGGGCAAUUAGAACACUCAAAGCUGCCUUACGGAGAGAACCUUGCUCUAGGAUAUAAUACUACCUCAGCUGUUCUAGCAUGGUAUAACGAGGUAAAACUGUACGAUUUUAACAACCCACAGUUCGCAGCAAAUACAGGACAUUUCACCCAGCUGGUAUGGAAAAAUACCUCGAAACUUGGCUGUGCAUUUAUACGAUGUGGCCAGUAUUACGGUCAAUAUACAGUAUGCGAAUACGACCCACCGGGGAAUGUAAUCGGAAAGUUCAGUGAAAAUGUCUUACCCGAGAAGUAA